Messenger RNA from Solenopsis invicta (red fire ant), 1835 nucleotides. RefSeq names its product UPF0565 protein C2orf69 homolog. Bases 370 to 1227 code for a protein of 285 amino acids. The transcript has 6 exons. Gene Ontology annotation, cellular component: mitochondrion. The record is from RefSeq and is a predicted model, not a curated record. Lineage: Eukaryota; Metazoa; Arthropoda; Insecta; Hymenoptera; Formicidae.
UUACUCCAACGCGCUUCAUUAUAACCGUAUUGGAGUGCGUAGGAGUAUGUUGGAGCAUGCAAUGCAAACAAACCUUGAAAUACAAAAAUACAGGAAAACGUAACCAAACAAACAGACCAAAACAGCCCUCGCAGCUCGUGUGUUGUAAAACUUCUAGUGCGAAUUGAAGGAAUCUGAAUAUUCAUUAAUCAUUGGAACCUAAAAAAAUUUCGCAGUUUAAACUGUGGUACUGCGACGUUAAAAUCAGAAGAAUCUAUAGACAGAAGGAAUAACGUUCAGCUUCGCAGUUCUGUAGUUACCACGGUUUUUACGCAAUUUGGUGCAAUUCUUCGCGAAAAUAUCGAGCCUAUUCUGAUUUCUCUUACGGAGAUGGAUUCGAAAACUUCGAUCUGGAGAUACCUACUGGGUGUUCUGAGCCGGUACAACGAUGUGGUUUAUAGACAGCCAAAAUCGUCAACGCGCGAUUUUCUUAUAUUUUUUGGCGGUGACGUUCAAGACAUUGAAGAAAGAAUGGAGAGGCAUUUGGACAGCAAGGAAUAUAUGAAAUGGAGUUUAGAAAAUACAGUAGCUAUGCUUUCUGAACAGUUUCCUAGACAUCAUAUAUUUGCUAUUCGUCCAUCCAGGGUGGCAAUAACUAAAAACGCAGUAUUCAAUUGCUUUGAUAAUUUUGUAUCAGGAAAUGAAUAUGGUACUCCCACAUUUUCUCCAAUGUAUUAUGCUUUGAAAAAUUUAAGAGAACUUCUCGUGUGUUGCUUGGAAUAUCUUAAAGAAUUAAAACUGGAAAAAGAUAUUGAUACAAUUGAAAGUACAAAUUUAAGUCUAAUGGGCUUCAGUAAGGGAUGUUCGGUUUUAAAUCAAUUUCUUUAUGAGUUUCAUUAUUAUGAUGAAAACCCGAAUGAGGAUCCUGAUAUGAAUAAUUUUAUCAAACUCAUCAAAGAUAUGUGGUGGCUAGAUGGUGGGCACAAUGGUCCCAAAAAUACGUGGAUUACAGAUCAGAAUAUACUUCAUUCCUUUGCUAAAUUAGGAAUAAGUGCUCACAUACACGUUACGCCGUAUCAAGUGCAAGAUAAAUAUCGGCCUCACAUUCAAAGGGAAGAAAACAGUUUCUAUGUUACUUUACAAAAGUUGGGAGUACCUGUACAACGAACUUUACAUUUUGCUAACCAAGCACGAUGUCUAUCGUCGCAUUUUAAUGUUCUUACAGUCAUCAGAAAUAACAUGCAGUAAAAUUAUUGUGCUCUACGCCUUGAAAUUUGUUAAUUAAGUUCCUCUUUAGUUGAAUCGUAAAAUUAACAAAAUAAUACUUAGAUUGCAACUUCUUCACUUCAUAAUCAAAAUAAAAUACAAAGCUAUAUGAAAAUUGUCUUGUUGACAGUUAAUGUUUCUGUGCUGUGAAUUAUUUCGUUUAUAAUAAAAGUUUAUAGUAAAUAGAAUCUAUUUUACAAAAUCUAUUUUAUAGAAUAUUUUCACAAAAUGUAAUAUACAUAUACCAUUAUAAAUAUGAUUAUAUUUAUAAUAUAUAUGAUUAAUAUAUACAUAAUAUGAUGAUUACUGUUUAAUAAUAUAGUCUUAAUCUAGUCAUAAAUAAUAAAAAUUUGUUAAAUGUAAAGUGUAUAAUAUGUUUACAUAUAUUAUUAAGUACAAUUUUUUAUAUUUUGUUACUAUAUGUGUGUGUGUGUGUGUGUGUGUGUGUGUGUGUGUGUGUGUGUGUGUGUGUGUGUACUUAUAUCGUUAUGAACAAUUACUGGUUAAUAUUAGUAAAAACUAUGUUUAUUUUAUUUAACAAUGUGAAGAAAUAUAAUAAAGUUGUGAUUCUCACUUUUUUUUUAUACAAA